Emiliania huxleyi CCMP1516 is the source of this 333-nucleotide messenger RNA. RefSeq lists its product as hypothetical. Lineage: Eukaryota; Haptophyta; Isochrysidales; Noelaerhabdaceae. The record is from RefSeq and is a predicted model, not a curated record. Gene Ontology annotation, cellular component: negative cofactor 2 complex. Gene Ontology annotation, biological process: positive regulation of transcription by RNA polymerase II; RNA polymerase II preinitiation complex assembly; negative regulation of transcription by RNA polymerase II. The transcript is spliced from 3 exons. The coding region runs from base 1 to 333 and encodes 110 amino acids. Gene Ontology annotation, molecular function: core promoter sequence-specific DNA binding; TBP-class protein binding; protein heterodimerization activity.
AUGGAGCCGGAGCCGCGCGACAGCGAGUCCGGCGCGGGCGCGUCCUCGUCUGACGGUCUCCCGCGCGCGGCGGUCGCCAAGCUGGUCAAGGAGCGGCUGCCGCCGCACCUGCGCACCAAGCCUGACGCGCGAACCGCUUCUCCCGCAGGCGAAUUCCUGCAGAUGCUGACGAGCGAGGCGAACGAGGCGGCGAGCGCGGAGAAGAAGAAGACCCUGAGCGAGGCGCACCUACUCGGCGCGCUGCGCAAGCUCGGCUACCCGCAGCUCGCCGCCGAGUGCGAGGCUGUGGGCGAGGCGGAGCAUGGCGCGCAGGCAGCUCGUGUGCGCGCCUGA